AAGCUAUCGGAUGUGAGCCUUCGAUGAUAUGGGCACUGCGCUAGCAUUUAAAUUCUUCGGAUAACCUAUACUUAAAUGAACAAGGCCCUAAGUUACAAGCAUUUCGUCGCCAUUACGCAUAUACUAUAACCGCCCCUGUGCAUUCUCACUAUGCCGAGCAAUAAGCUUGAGAAACCUGACAAGCAGGAGGUCAACGAUAAUGUCAAGGUGGUGGUGAGAUGUCGUCCCCUCAACCAGAAAGAGAAGAUGAUGGGCCACAAACAGGCCGUCAUAGUGGACGAGAUCCGUGGGACCAUAACCGUGAACAAACUGGAGACUCCCCAGGAGCCUCCUAAGACCUUCACAUUUGACACUGUGUUUGGACCAGACAGCAAACAGCUGGAUGUCUACAAUCUAACAGCCCGCCCCAUCGUUGACUCAGUGUUAGAGGGAUACAAUGGCACCAUUUUUGCAUAUGGGCAAACUGGCACAGGAAAAACAUUCACCAUGGAGGGUGUGAGAGCAGUGCCAGAACUCAGAGGGAUAAUCCCAAACUCCUUUGCUCAUAUUUUCGGUCACAUUGCCAAGGCGGAGGGUGACACAAGGUUUUUGGUUCGUGUUUCGUACCUGGAAAUUUACAAUGAGGAAGUGCGGGACUUGUUGGGCAAGGACCAGAUGCAAAGGCUAGAGGUCAAAGAAAGACCAGAUGUUGGCGUGUAUAUCAAAGACCUCUCUGGUUAUGUUGUGAAUAAUGCUGACGACAUGGACAGGAUUAUGACACUGGGCCACAAAAACCGAUCCGUCGGUGCCACAAACAUGAAUGAACACAGCUCCCGCUCUCAUGCUAUCUUCACCAUCACCAUUGAGUGCAGUGAGAAGGGUGUGGAUGGAAACCAGCAUGUGCGCAUGGGGAAACUUCAUCUGGUUGAUCUUGCAGGUUCGGAGAGACAAGGCAAGACAGGAGCAACAGGUCAGCGUUUAAAGGAAGCGACAAAGAUUAAUCUCUCUCUCUCUACACUGGGUAACGUCAUCUCUGCCUUGGUGGAUGGCAAGAGCACACACGUGCCCUACAGGAACUCUAAACUAACCCGUCUGCUACAGGAUUCACUAGGAGGAAACUCCAAGACCAUGAUGUGUGCUAAUAUAGGCCCUGCAGACUAUAACUAUGAUGAGACCAUCAGUACCCUGCGCUAUGCUAAUAGGGCUAAAAACAUCAAGAACAAAGCCAGGAUCAAUGAAGACCCGAAGGAUGCCCUUCUGCGCCAGUUUCAGAAGGAGAUUGAGGAGCUAAAGAAGAAAUUAGUGGAAGGUGAGGAGAUCUCUGGUUCUGAGGGGAGUGGAUCAGAAGAUAUGGAUGAAGGUGAUGAUGAAGGAGCGGAGGCAAGAGAAGGCCACAGGAGAAGAAAAGACAGUGGCAGCAGCAGCAGCAGCAAUAGCUCAGAGUUUGCCUGCUCCUCCUCAGUGCCACCAUCCACUGAGGACAAAUCUCAGAAUAAAGAAAGAGGGAGAAAGAAGGUUUCCCCGGACAAGAUGGUGGAGAUGCAGGCAAAGAUAGAAGAGGAAAGAAAGGCCUUGGAGGCCAAGCUGGACAUGGAGGAGGAGGAGAGGAACAAGGCAAGAGCAGAGCUGGAGAAGAGGGAGAAGGACCUUCUUAAAGCUCAGCAGGAGCAUCACCUUCUGCUGGAGAAAUUGUCAGCCUUAGAGAAGAAGGUGAUCGUGGGUGGGGUGGACCUCCUGGCCAAGGCUGAGGAGCAGGAGAAGCUUUUGCAAGAGUCCAACAAUGAACUGGAAGAACGUCGCAGGAGAGCGGAGCAGCUGCGGAAAGAGCUUGAGGAGAAAGAGCAAGAACGUCUGGACAUAGAAGAGAAGUACACUAGCCUGCAGGAGGAGGCUCAAGGCAAGACCAAGAAGCUGAAGAAGGUCUGGACCAUGCUGAUGGCUGCCAAAUCAGAAAUGGCAGAUCUUCAACAAGAGCAUCACAGAGAGAUCGAGGGCCUCCUGGAGAAUAUCCGCCAGCUGAGCCGAGAGCUGCGGCUUCAGAUGCUCAUCAUAGACAACUUUAUUCCCCAGGAAUAUCAGGAGAUGAUAGAGAAUUACGUGCACUGGAAUGAAGACAUUGGAGAGUGGCAGCUGAAAUGUGUGGCAUACACUGGCAACAAUAUGAGAAAACAGACCCCUGCUCCAGACAAAAAAGAAAAAGAUCCAUUCGAGGUGGAUCUGUCCCACGUGUAUUUGGCCUACACAGAGGAGAGCAUGCGGCAGUCACUGAUGAAACUGGAGAGACCCAGAACCUCUAAAAGUGGCAAGAGUGGUCGGCCCAAGACUGGACGAAGGAAAAGAUCUGCAAAGCCAGACGCCGUGAUCGAAUCCCUUCUGCAGUGAAGAGGUUGUAGAGAAGAACGUGGUUUCACUGCAACUUUUGUUUCUUUAGGAAAAGAAGUCCUUAGUGCAGUCUGAAGAAUUUAUUGUUGAACACAAUUUAAAAGAUUAUCUGAAUACCCUCUCUAGCUGGUAAGGUUUUAAAUGUGAAAUCUGCACCUAUGAUAGGAUAAAGACCUCUUAGUCAAGAAGACCUGUUAUUUGAACUGUAGUGUAAGACUUCUUUGGGGAUGUUCAACACUUUAUUGUUGCUUUGGAACACAUUUCAGCGGCGGCUGCCUCUGUUUAAAUUAAGCUCUUUUACCUAACCACCUCUAGCAUUAAGGAGGAAUGUACCAUGAAUAUAUAUUUCAUUUGCAACAUCACUGGUUAUGAAUAUGACCGGCACCCUGGAAAAAGAUAUAGAAUUGACAGGAUGCUGAAAAUAGAUUUGCACACACAAACUAGAAACUUUCUAUCCUCUGAAAUUUGUUAAGUGUUUCGCAGUGAACACCACACAGUUGUAACUUGUGUUUCACAGAUUUCCUGCUAUGUGAGAACUAUAUUCAUAUUACAUGGCCCAUACUGACAUGAAUAAAUUAUUAUUAAAUUCUAAUUAAGGGUGCAUUUUCACUUGAAGCAAAUUAUUCGACUCUGAGCACAAGCUGUAGCCUCAGUGUUUCUUUCCGUUGAAUACAAGAAAUCAUUCACAUGGAGAGAAACAAAAUAAAUACUGCUGUGGAGGGAACGAGGAGAGGAGUCUGUCGUAUCAAGUAUGUAACUGAAAAGUGUGUUUUAUACUUAUUCCUUUAGGUCAGAAGCAUAGGGCAUGCAUGCCAGCCAGCUCCUCUGUUAGUGCCAUUUGCUGAUCUAAGCAGGUCAUCUUUUUAUUUAUUUUCAAAUGUCAGAACACUUUGUGUUAUAUUGAAAUACCCGCUACAUACUGUAUGCCUUAGUAUAAUGCACUAGUAUGAGGUUUUUGUGGAAAUGAUUUUAUGAUAUUCUGUAGUGGAGGCAAACUGGCUUUUAUUUUGUAUCAUGAUGUAUGUCAAAUGUUUACAUGCACCAACCCCCUGGAUAUUUUAUUUAUUAAAUUAUUUGACAUGUUUCAUGUCACAUUGUUGCUGCUCUGUCCUUGUUUCAGUAUUAAAUCAGUGAUACUCCUUAUUGUUUGUUGGUGCUUUGAAAAAAGGUUAGAAUGGAAUGUAACAGCCAUGAACAUCUUACUUUUAAUCGCAUUUUGUCCCGUUGGAGAAUUCGUAAACCCAGAAAAUAAUCUGUGUCUUGUUCUUCAGUGUAAAACAGUUGUUACUGCUUGACUGAACAGUUACCUAAAACAUUAUAAACAGGCGUGCUAUGAAAAAUGAGAGACUUAAACAAGAAACACUGUCAUGUCAC
Molecule: messenger RNA, 3735 nt
Organism: Chelmon rostratus (copperband butterflyfish)
Lineage: Eukaryota; Metazoa; Chordata; Actinopteri; Chaetodontiformes; Chaetodontidae
Gene: kif3a
Product: kinesin family member 3A
Exons: 19
Coding region: 151-2361 (736 amino acids)
Biological process (GO): microtubule-based movement
Molecular function (GO): microtubule binding; microtubule motor activity; ATP binding
Source: RefSeq, a predicted model, not a curated record